CACUUUAUGGGUGACAAAAACAAGUACGAAACAGUUCAGUUCAUCAGUUUUAACUGCAAAUCUGUUAAACGUUCUGUAGAUGCAAUAAGACGUUUGUGCCAGACAGCUACCUUGGUAUGUCUCCAAGAAACGUGGUUGUUGGACCAUGACAUACCAUUCCUUGGUCAAAUAAAUGAAAACUUUGAAUACACUGGAAAGUCAGCAGUGGACACAUCAUCAGGGAUUCUGAGAGGGCGACCGUAUGGCGGCGUAGCGGUUUUGUGGCGUAAACAUGUGUUUGAUUCGGUAUCUGUUGUUAGCUGUGUUAGUGUACGUUUGGCAGCUGUGAAAGUGUCGCUCGGGGACAAACGUAUAUUGGUGUUCAGUGUAUAUAUGCCAACUGACUCUAGUGACAACUUAGCUGAGUUUACUAAUUGUCUAAGUGAAAUCAGUGCAAUUAUCGAAAGUAGUAACAUUGAAACAGUUUAUAUUCUUGGCGAUUUCAACGCACAUCCGGGUGAGUUGUUUUGUAGUGAACUUCUAGAUUUUUGCAGCGAACAACAGUGGAUUUGUGCGGACAUUGAAAAGAUAGGUUUAAACUCGGGUAAUUAUACGUAUAUUAGUGACGCGCACAACUGCCGACGAUGGUUGGACCACUGUGUUGUCACACAAUCGGCGUGGUUGUCAAUUGCGGACGUGGGCGUGAUUUCUGAUGUGUAUUGGUCUGAUCAUUUUCCCUUAUGUGUAGAAUGCAAUUUGGAUAUAAUUAAACCAAAGGUUAAUUUUGCUAAAUCGUUUUGCAAUAAAGUAAUAUGGGGCGAAAGGGACAAUGAUCAGAUAAAAUUGUAUCGGGACUUAUGUAACAGUAAAUUAAAACUGAUCAAUUAUCCCGAAGUAUUUGAUUUAUGUAGUGAUAAGCACUGUAACAAUGUAGAACAUAAGCAAAUUAUUGAUGAAAUGUACGCAAAUAUUGUAUCUAUUUUAUCGGAAUCCGCUGUACAGAGUCAAGUCGAAACUCGGUCGCGCAGACAUGCUGGCCGGAUUGUUGGCUGGAAUAAGCAUGUAAAAGAUGCUCACGGGAAGGCCAGGCUAAAAUAUCAGCUGUGGUUAUAUCACAACAAACCAAUGUCAGGCGAAAUUUAUAAAGACAUGUGUUCCACUCGAAAAAUUUUUAAAAGCAAAUUAAGGUGGUGUCAGAACCAUCAGGAACAAAUAAAGCUUGAUAUAAUUGCUACCCACCACAAGGCUAACAACUUUCAAAAGUUCUGGAAGUCUACCAAAAAGCUAGACGUUAGACCGGGCCUCCCCGUGAGUGUUGGAGGGGCUGAUAAUCCGGAGGGCAUUGCUAACAUGUUUUUAAACCAUUUUAAAAUUGUCUCUCCACUUGGAUCGCCUCUACGGGUGCUCGAUGACGGACAUUGUCGUGAAGCCGACCAUGUGCGCUUUUCCGCAAAGCAGGUGUACAAUACAAUAAGUAAAAUGACUCGAGGAAAGUCCCCUGGUCACGACGGUCUGAGUGUUGAGCACCUGCAGCAUGCGGGUCCACACAUAGCUCGAGUGUUAGCUAUGUUUUACUCGCUGUGUAUGUGUCACUCUCAUCUUCCUACCGAUCUAAUGCGAACAAUUGUUGUACCUAUUAUUAAAAACAAAACUGGAGACGUUGCGGAUAAGAGCAACUAUCGACCCAUCUCGUUAGCUACUAUCAUUGCCAAGGUGCUGGAUAGCCAGCUGAACGCGCGUUUAGACCAGUUUUUGCGAUUACAUGAUGCGCAAUUUGGCUUCCGUAGUGACCUGUGCACGGAAACCGCCAUUCUCGGACUUAAGCAUACAGUACAAUAUUAUACAAGUCGACGUACACCUAUCUAUGCUUGUUUCUUGGAUCUCUCACGUGCUUUUGACCUCGUAUCAUAUGAUAUCUUGUGGAACAAGCUACGAGAGAGAAAUGUACCAGUCGAAUUGUUGCGUAUACUUCAGUAUUGGUACCACAACCAGAUAAACUACGUUAGGUGGGCCGAUAAGCUCUCGUCGCCAUACAGUUUGAACUGUGGAGUUAGACAAGGCGGGAUAACCUCGGCGAAACUUUUUAAUCUCUAUAUAAAUGACCUGAUUGUUGAGCUCAGCAGCAAGAAAAUUGGAUGUCGCAUUGAUGACGUGAGUAUCAAUAACAUCAGCUAUGCUGAUGACAUGGUGCUGCUGAGUCCAACAAUCAGGGCAAUGAGAAACUUACUAGCUUGUUGUGAGUCAUACGCUCUGACGCAUGGCCUAGUAUAUAAUGUGGCAAAAAGUGAAUACUUGGUCUUUGGGGCAGGUGGUGGUAAAUAUCCAGAGGUCGUACCUGUAAUUAAACUGAAUGGUACUGAACUAAAACGCGUCUAUCAAUUUAAAUAUCUAGGUCAUUAUGUGACUGCCGACCUUAAGGAUCAAGUGGAUAUAGAGAGGGAGCGUAGGGCGCUGGCAGUCCGAUGUAAUAUGGUGGCGCGAAGGUUUGCUCGUUGUAGCAAGCAAGUAAAAGUAACGCUUUUCAAAGCUUACUGUCAAGUGUUCUAUACGUGCAGCCUUUGGACCAACUAUACGCAGCGGGCUGUCAGUGCUUUGCGCGUCCAAUACAAUAAUGGAUUCAGGAUGCUGAUGGGGCUGCCUCGUUUCUGCAGUGCAUCUGGUAUGCUUGCUCAGGCAGGAGUUGAUGGAUGCCAUGCCAUCAUAAGAAAAAAGUCUGCUUCGCUGCUCUGCAGACUGAGAGCUAGCUCCAACUCCAUCCUGGGCACCAUAGCAUGGAGAUUUGACUCUCCGCUGUUACUAGGAAUUGUUCGUAGAUGCAUUUCGAACAAUAACCUAGUAACAAAAUAAUUUAAAUAUGAACUGUUUUAUUUUACUAACAUA
Papilio machaon (common yellow swallowtail) is the source of this 2859-nucleotide messenger RNA. RefSeq lists its product as uncharacterized. The record is from RefSeq and is a predicted model, not a curated record. The transcript has a single exon. Bases 7 to 2826 code for a protein of 939 amino acids. NCBI's taxonomy places the organism in Eukaryota, Metazoa, Arthropoda, Insecta, Lepidoptera, Papilionidae. Gene Ontology annotation, molecular function: catalytic activity.